AUGAUGCAACAACAAAACAACAUCCUCCAACAGCAGCAGCAUCAAGAACAACAGCUGCUCCUCGAACGACAGAAUCAGCAAAAACUAGAACUGAAGCAGCAGCAGAAACAACACUUACAACAGCUUCACCUCCAGUUGAAUCCUCCACGCGUUAACGGGCUGGUGGCCUCGGGCGCUCUCCCAGUCCGUCAGGCGCUCCAGACACAUAUUGCUUCAUCGGGCGAGAAGCCGCCGGAGACCAAAGAGGAGGCGCGAGCUGCCCUUGAGAUGAUGUUCCAGAUCCGAGCAGACAAAAUCCGCCGAGCCAUCGAAGAAGGCAAGCUGGCCACCACUGAGGCAUUACAGCACAAGGUCAUACGACGCCGCGAAAGUGUCUUCGAAGAAAUCUUCGAUCGGACUAACAUGUUUGUCCUCCCCCUCUUUUCUUUGCAUGCAUUACGAAAAAAGAAGUUCCCUAAGGAUCGAUCGAUGAGCGCACCCUCGGAACGGGUCACCUUUUCUGACAUUACCCAGUACCACACAGCUGCUACUGCUACUGCUGCGCGCCCACCACAAUCAUUGAUGUCCGGAAACAUAUCUCAGCACCCAUGGCACCCUUCUCCUGCUCAUGGUCAUGUUCAUCCUCUCUAUCCCCACCCAUCAUCAGCUGCAAUCAUCCAUCAGGAGCCACUCUCGAUACACCGUCAUGGCAAUACCACAGGCUACACCGCACCGAUCAACAAUGACACCGCCAAUGUACAGCAAGGACCAGGUGCAGGAACAACAGCAGAGGACCCUAUGGUGAUCGAGGCCGAGGAACAGGGUCUGCAUGAUACGACUUUUGGCCUGUCGGAUGACGAUAUCAUGUCGAGCUUUACCGAUUUUACUGCCAAGCUGGGGGACUCGUUACUGGCUCGGGGUGUCCCGCGAUUCUGGGAUAUGGGCGGCACUACCACGGGUGCUGCCUCUGCUGAUACUGUUCCUCCUCCUCCUCCUGGAUACAACUCAUUCGGUAUCAAUGUCAACCAGCAUGAUAGUAAUAACAGAGUGGCAGCAGCUGCAGUAGGAGGAGUACCACAGGAACCACCACUGGAGAUGAUGAUGGUCGAUACUGUACUCCCCACUCUCUCUCCGACAGCUUCGAGCGAAUCACAAUCGCCCUCGCCAUGGAUCCCUUGGCAUGGACUUAGUACUCACGAGCGGCAUGAUUCGGUGGCAAAUUCUCUUUCCGGGGCUACUGGACCUGGUCCCAUGGCUGUCCAUCCAUUCGCUCAGGCUCAGACCCAAGCUCAACACACAGUCGCAACGACCAAUUUGUCACCAUCUCAGGCUCAGCAACACGGCCCCAUGUCAACCUUAGUCAUGUCCCAGCAACAACAGCCAGAUCAGCUAUCAUAUCCGAGCUUGUUUUCCAAGGAUUCACGAAACCAAGGUCCUCGAAACCCAUCUACGUUUGGAGUGGAUGUCCAUUCCGUCCAGAUCCAUCCACAAGGAGGCUUUGGUCUUGGCGAGCAAGGAGUUCAAGGAGGAGGAGGAGGGUCGUAUAUGGGCGAGAAGCAGGUUGAGGCAUGGAAUCAGUAUUUGCAGUACUUGCUUCACCUGCAAGAGUUUUCCGAACACCAUUUUCAAAAUCAAGGAAACAACCCUUUGAUCCCUGCUGAGCAUGGACAACAAAUUCAGCAGCACAUUCAACAAGAUCCUUUCAUUCAACAACAGCAGCAAACAGGUGGUGCCGUUCUGUCAAUUGCCAGUUCUCCUCAAUCAAGUGUAAUGAUGGACCCGCACUGGCAGGCGACGAUGAUGACGAUGAUGUUGGACCAGAACCCGACCCGUGAGGCGAUCCAUGGACUCGACCGGCAGCCUGGAUUCAAUAUUGCGAACACUGUUGGUGGCGGUAUUGUUAGCAGUGGUGAGAGGAUGACUUCUGCUUCGACCUUUCCCCCCACCGGCGCACACCUUGCCAUGUAG
Molecule: messenger RNA, 1947 nt
Organism: Linnemannia hyalina
Lineage: Eukaryota; Fungi; Mortierellomycota; Mortierellomycetes; Mortierellales; Mortierellaceae
Source: the annotation of a GenBank genome assembly